UGUUCAUAACAAAGAUGGAUGCAUUACCACUCUCAUUAUUCUACAACGUAAUUUUACGCUGCGACCAUUGAAUCAAGUGCAAUUACGUGGUGCAAAGUUAAACAUGACCGCCUCCACUCCAAAGAAGUAAUAAGUGCGCUGUGCGUUGAACGAACGUCAUUCGAUCGUCAGUCAUCACUCGGCUUGCGUCGCGCGAUGAAACCGUAUCGAAACCUUCCAGAAACUCGCGAAUUUCAACUGUAAAACGAAUUGGUAACCACACGACAACCGCCUAGAAUGUACAACCAGACUGGGUAAGCCCAAUAACAAUCGAAUUACGGCCUCAACCAACCCACCGACGCUUGUCGAUUUGAAUGAAAAAACCCACGAUGAAGGUGAAACUGUACGCAAUCGGCUGCGUGCUGUUCCUGCUCGUCCUGCUGAACCUGGUUUCAACCGAAAAGGACAUCACGAAGCAGGUACCGGCAUCUUCGGCACCCUUAAACUCGACAACAGUAGCAGAAAUUUUGAAACUUGACAACGCCACUGCUACAAACAGCAGUAUACCAGCGGAUAAGAAAAAUAAUUCAACUGAUGACAGUAUUGUUAAAGACAAAGAUACUUCUACUACCUUGAAACCAGUUGCUGCAACUGGGAAUAAUGCAACAGAUGCACCUAUACCUGCACCUGUACCAUCUUCAACAUCAACAUCAACAACUACAACCACCACAACCAGUACAACCACAACAACAACAACAACUACACCUAAACCAACAACCCCAGCUUCAAAUGUAACUGUAGCCAAUAUUACAUCAACUGCAGCUCCAUUAGACCCUGUCCUACCAGACAAGGGAGCUGCUGAAGAGGAGCACAAUUCAUCAAUGGCGAUAUUCUUCGUCCUGUGCGUCCUGGCGCUUGGAAUACUUCUGAUUCAUCUUAUGCUGCACACUGGUUUCCAGUAUGUGCCUGAAUCAAUCGUUAUUGUCUUCCUGGGCGCUUUGAUUGGCCUUGUGAUGAACGACUUAUCAGACAGGAACAUCUCAAACUGGCGACAAGAAGAAGCCUUUUCCCCAACAGCAUUCUUCUUGAUUCUUCUACCUCCGAUUAUUUUCGAAUCCGGCUACAAUCUGCACAAGGGUAACUUUUUCCAGAACAUCGGAUCCAUUUUGGUCUUUGCCAUUUUGGGCACGACCAUAUCCGCAUUCAUCAUUGGAUUCGGUAUUUAUUUUCUCGGAAUAGCAGACGUGGUAUACAAACUAGGAUUUAUCGAAUCCUUUGCAUUUGGAUCGUUGAUUUCUGCUGUGGAUCCAGUUGCAACUGUGGCGAUCUUCCACGCAUUGAAUGUUGACCCAGUGCUGAAUAUGUUGGUCUUUGGUGAGAGUAUUCUCAACGAUGCCAUUGCGAUUGUGUUAACCACGGCUGUAUUGGAAAGUAAUGAUCCGGGAACAUCAACUGGCGAAGCAAUAAUGACAGGUAUCAAUAGAUUUUGCAUGAUGUUCUUUGCAUCAGCUGGAAUUGGUGUGCUGUUUGCUUUAAUCAGUGCGCUAUUAUUGAAACACAUUGAUUUACGGAAGAAUCCGUCCCUGGAGUUCGGUAUGAUGUUGGUCUUCACCUAUGGUCCUUAUGUCCUGGCUGAGGGUAUACAUUUAUCCGGAAUCAUGGCGAUUUUAUUCUGUGGAAUUGUAAUGUCACACUAUACACAUUACAAUCUUUCAACAGUUACACAGAUCACCAUGCAGCAGACUUUAAGAACUUUGUCGUUUAUUGCCGAGACAUGCGUGUUUGCUUAUCUUGGACUAGCUCUGUUUAGUUUUGAGCAUCGUGUUGAACCGGCCCUCAUCAUCUGGAGUCUUAUUUUAUGCCUGAUUGGCCGAGCAUGUAAUAUCUUCCCAUUGGCGAUACUGGUUAACAAAUUCCGCGAGCAUCAAAUAACCAAGAAGAUGAUGUUUAUUAUGUGGUUCUCUGGUUUGAGAGGCGCGAUUUCCUACGCGUUGUCGUUGCAUUUGAACUUUAGUGAUGAGACACGCAAGGUGAUCAUCACAACGACGUUGAUUAUUGUGCUGACUACGACGUUGCUCUUUGGCGGAUCAACAAUGCCGCUGUUGAAGUUUAUGCAAGCGACCAAGAAUCCGUCCAGGAGGUUGAGGAAGCGCAAGCGGGACAGGGAGGUAACGCUGAGUAAGACGCGUGAAUGGGGCCAGGCGAUUGACUCGGAGCAUUUGUCGGAGACGACGGAGGGUGAGAUGGAUGUUUCGUUUGCUUCGUCGAGGAUUAAGGGAUUUGCGAAAUACGAUUUGAAGUAUUUCAUUCCUUUCUUUACGAGGCGGUUUACGCAACAGGAAUUGAAAGAUUGUAAAAGUCAAAUGACCGACUUGACCAACCAAUGGUACCAGGCGAUCAGGAUCUCGCCGGACCAGUCGGACGAGGAGCCGGUGGUGAACACGCCACGAUCGAGCAUAUCCAGCAUCGUCCGCUGACAGCCGCCGCCUCCACAACCGCCGCCCGCGUGCAUAGAGACGGAAGCGUCGCCGCUGGUCGGACGCCGCGUCUAACGGACGCAGAUCUUACGCGUUUUAUCUAGUUUUCUACUUGCUUUCGUCACGUGCUCACAGUGGGUGAAUGUAAAUACAAAAUUUGUACGCGUUGGUUUUUACAAAAAGUUUAGAUGUGACACACCACGUACUUUUCGAUUGUUGUAUUGACGCGGAGCAUCAGGGGUCGAAAUAAUUAAUUAAGUAUUUAGCUAAUUUAGCGAAGAUUACCAAAACUACCAAAGUAUUUAACUAUAUUUACGAAUGCCACACACACAGUUGAAAUGACAGGGUUUAUGACUAUACAACAUCCAGCCAGACCAUACAAAAACAUAAUUACAGGAGAUAUACUUUUUUACGCCUCGACAUGAUAACACGUAUAAAAUGAAUUAUUACUUUUUACUGUCUGCAUAUACCUAUGAACGAGUAUUUUUUACAUUUACAAGAUGUCGCCGCACAGUCAGUUUAUUCACGAUGUGAUAAAACCUAUUCUAUUGUAAUUAUAAAUCGGUGAUAUCGAAUGGGAAGUUGCAGUCUACUGCAAUUGUAUUUAUAUUUGUGUGAUAAGCCUAAGUCACUAUCAUUGUACUACUUUAUUGUUUAUAGAGGCGUGAUUAUAUCUUAAAACGACGGAGCGAUAUGAGAUGUGAGGUGUUUGCAAUGCUUUUGCAAUGGAUGCAAACUAUUGAUUGUGAUGACACGAGAGUUGUGUUAGUUAUUUUAUUGUUAGCAGUAUUUGGCGCAAAUUAGCGUAUGGAAUUUACUUUACGUUGAAUAAAAACGAUGAAAGACAAA
Molecule: messenger RNA, 3305 nt
Organism: Dalotia coriaria
Lineage: Eukaryota; Metazoa; Arthropoda; Insecta; Coleoptera; Staphylinidae
Product: sodium/hydrogen exchanger 8
Exons: 2
Coding region: 354-2456 (700 amino acids)
Biological process (GO): sodium ion transport; potassium ion transmembrane transport; regulation of intracellular pH
Cellular component (GO): membrane
Molecular function (GO): sodium:proton antiporter activity; potassium:proton antiporter activity
Source: RefSeq, a predicted model, not a curated record